UCAAAAAUCAAAAUACCUCGAGGAAGAAGAAGUAGCGGUCAGCAUGUAAAUGUAAACAUUGUACGCGGUUACGGGUUAAUAAAGUUAAUUUUUGAUAAUUUUUAGACAAAAAUGGAAGAUGUUAAUACAUUAGGACACAUGGAAAUCGAUGAACACCAAACAGAACUUAACGAUAACCUUUUAUCAGCGGUUAAUGAUGAAACAAUAAAUUCACCUCAGGUGGAUCAUACCAAUGGGAAUACAAACUCACAAAGCGAUGUAAAUGAAGAAUAUUUACCACAAUAUAUUCCACUGUUUGCUGACAAAACUCUUGUGGAACUGUGCAACUCCUCGUGGUCGCUUUCAAAUAAAAAAGCAAGUGGUGAACUCCAGCCUUACUUGCGAGGUUGUAAAUGGUCCCCAGACGGAACGUGUUGCUUGUCCGUGGUCAACAACGAUGGAGUACACGUGCAGGAGCUCCCAAGAGACUUAUACACGGCCAACGUGUCCAGAGAACGCACUAUUGAUAUACUAGACUCUAUUAUUCAUAUCAAAGAAAGCGGCCUAGUGUAUGACUUCUGUUGGUAUCCUGGCAUGAAUAGUAAUGUUCCAGAAAGUUGUUGCUGGCUCACAACAAGACAAAAUGCACCAGUGCAAAUGUGGGAUGCAUUUGAUGGAUCACUCAGAUGUUCGUACCGAGGCUUCAAUGCUGUUGACGAGAUGGAGCCAGCCCUGUCUGUGACUUUCAACUUGGAUGGAACAAGAAUUAUUGCUGGAUAUAAGAAGGCUUUAAGAACUUUUGAUGUGGAAAGACCAGGCAGAGAGUUUGUAGAGCAUAAAACCAAUUCACCAGCCUCCUGUUUUGCUACGGACAGAAAUUUAGUAGCCAUGGGGUCAUGGAAUACAACAAUCACUCUAUAUAACAUUAAUGAAAUGGGCACAUACAAGAGUAUUGGCAAAAUGCAUGGACACUCGGGUGGAGUCACACAUAUGAAAUUUACCCCAGAUGGCUUAAAAUUAGUGUCCGGCGCAAGAAAAGACAACAAACUUCUCGUAUGGGACAUUAGAUACUACAGACGACCUCUAAAUAUAUUGUCAAGGGUGGUAGAUACAAACCAAAGGAUUUACUUUGAUAUUUCUCCAUGCGGGAAGUACUUAGUGUCUGGUGGCACUGAUGGUAUUGUGAAAGUCUGGGAUGAGAAUGCUGUUAGUUGGAAAGAUGGUUUAGAUGUAGCAGAUGUUGAUAAAGACAAUGUUACUUUUAAGUUUCCGUUGCAUACAGAUUGUUGCAACAGCAUAUCAAUACAUCCGCUUAGGCCAAUACUUGCUACAGGUUCAGGCCAAUACCACUUUGUAGAUCAUCAGGCGAUAUUUGAAGAUGAUAUAAAGACAGAACCAAUGGAGAAUACUUGUGAUGUAAAUGCAAAAGACUUGAAUACGAAAUAUUCUAGUAGUUGUGAGAAUAGUCUAGUGUUUUGGUGGAUAGGAGAUGUGGAGGAUAAUACAUAGUACAAACUAAUUUA
Aricia agestis (brown argus) is the source of this 1502-nucleotide messenger RNA. RefSeq names its product telomerase Cajal body protein 1 homolog (gene WDR79). The coding region runs from base 112 to 1488 and encodes 458 amino acids. The transcript has 5 exons. Lineage: Eukaryota; Metazoa; Arthropoda; Insecta; Lepidoptera; Lycaenidae. Gene Ontology annotation, cellular component: Cajal body. Gene Ontology annotation, biological process: Cajal body organization. Gene Ontology annotation, molecular function: RNA binding; protein binding. The record is from RefSeq and is a predicted model, not a curated record.